Messenger RNA from Periophthalmus magnuspinnatus, 782 nucleotides. RefSeq lists its product as uncharacterized. The coding region runs from base 77 to 742 and encodes 221 amino acids. Gene Ontology annotation, molecular function: transmembrane signaling receptor activity. Lineage: Eukaryota; Metazoa; Chordata; Actinopteri; Gobiiformes; Gobiidae. The transcript has 10 exons. The record is from RefSeq and is a predicted model, not a curated record. Gene Ontology annotation, biological process: cell surface receptor signaling pathway.
GAGUAAAUCUAAAUGUGAGUUUAGUUUACGUGAGGAAACCAGUGCAGUGUUUUGGUGUGAGUCUGGAUCAGGAGAAAUGAGCAAUGCCGUCAACAUCUCAGUCCACAGGGACAUCAUCCUUAUGAGCCCAGUGAGUGCAGUGACUGAGGGACAGUCUGUGUCUCUCAGCUGUAAACUGAACACAGGGACUUUUACUUCAGUUCAAUUUUAUAAAAAUGGAAAAAUGAUUCAAAAUGGGACUGAACCAGAGCUCAACAUCACUGCAGUGUCCAGGUCUGACCAAGGCUUUUAUAAAUGUGAGGGACAACGGAAACUACGGCCAACACCAAAGACUGUCAUAUCUCCAGAGAGUUGGAUGUCGGUUAAAAGUGCACCCAAAGGCGAGCGCUCUGCUCUUGCUGUGAUGUGGGUGGUUGGACCUGUGUGUGCAGUGGUUUUACUCACAUUACUGCUGCUUCUAUGGCGUUUUUUAAAGACUAAAGACUUGUGCUUUCUGAGGACCAAUCAGAGCUCUGCUGAAGAUCAUGUGACCAGCAAUGACCACACCUCCUCUCCAAAUGGCCAAAGCUCGUCCAGUGAGAAUGAAACAGGGGCGGGACAAGACGACCAGCAGCAACUGUACUCAUCUCUUCUCCAUGGCGACGUUUGUGUGUAUGAAACUAUCAAAGACAAAAGAAACAGGGAUGAUGAACAGCUUGGGGACUACAGCAAUUUACCGCUCAGGUCUGUCCAAACGACCUGAGCUGAGAUGAAAGAGUUUUUCUGGACAACAACUAAAACAC